UUUCAGUAAUAUAUUAAAAAGAAAAAACAUUUUUCUUAAAAAACCCUUCUGUUAACCGAACUGUUACGGCGGUCACCGACUGCCUGAAUCGGUCAUCGAAGCUCCAAUCACGAAUCACCCAAUUUCACGAUCUUCGUUCAAUUUUGCUAUGGCCGGAAGCGAAAGGAAAUCCAAGGAGAAAAGGAAGCAUAGAAAAUCGGUUUCAUCUUCUGAUGACGACAAGAGAAGCAAGAGACCAAGAGCUGCAGAAGAUGAGGAAAGGGAAAGCAGAAGGAGUGAUAAGAGAGAGAAGCGGAAGGAGAAGAAAUCUCACAAGCACUCUAAACGCCACUCAGAGAAGAAGUCGAAGGAUCUUCACAAAGGCAAGCAUCACAAGGGCGAUCACCUUUCAAGAGCCAAAAUUCAAGAACUGUCCAAGGAAGACUAUUUCUCAAAGAAUAAUGAGUUUGCUACCUGGUUGAAAGAUGUGAAGAAUGUGUAUUUUUCUGAUCUUUCUUCAGAGUCUGCUCGCGAACUUUUCUCAGAUUUUGUUGAACUGUGGAAUGACAGAAAGCUUGAAUCUCGAUAUUACGAGGGUAUUUCAAGUGGGCCUCGGACAUCCCAUAACUGGAAAAUCAAGGGGUGAUAACUUAGCAAGCAUGGAUUGAAGUAACAAAGAAUUGAAUGAACAAGAUUGUCUGAAUUAUUGCAUUUUGGUUUUCCGCUAUACUAGUAGUUUCUAGCCAGCGGAUUGUAUCCUCUUACAAACACCGGAUGCAUAAGAGAAUUCAAUGUUCUCCGUAGAAUUAUAGUCUUACCCUUGCUUCUGAUAUGGAGUGUAUUACUUUUCUUAUUUCGAUGUAUCGGAAAACGUAGAAAUGAAUCUUUGUUUAUAAACUAGAGUAUUUAGAAACUUCUAUUCUUUUUAUCAUUGAAGGAUUUGUGGCUGUGGAA
This is a messenger RNA of Cucumis sativus (cucumber), 933 nucleotides long. Its product is annotated as style cell-cycle inhibitor 1-A. The record is from RefSeq and is a predicted model, not a curated record. NCBI's taxonomy places the organism in Eukaryota, Viridiplantae, Streptophyta, Magnoliopsida, Cucurbitales, Cucurbitaceae. The transcript is spliced from 4 exons. Bases 149 to 625 code for a protein of 158 amino acids.